UUAACCUUUUCCCUUUUAUAUAAUCUCUCAAUAUUUUUAUAUACAAGCUGGUAGCUAAUAUCUACACACUGUAGAUUUCUUCAAAAUGGGUGUUUCGAUUCUUCAUAGAGGAAUGAUUUUUCUUGUUGUCAUCUCAGUUUUUGUACUUCUACAAACGGACAAAGUCUCAAGCCUAAGAUGGGAGAGAGAUAUGAGGCUGCAGCUACUGUCUGUUCAUCCUUUGCGUGUUCUUGAAGAGUCAUCAUCAUCAUCAAAGGAUGGAAGUAUAGAUACAAACCGAGACGUGGCGCCUUCUCCUUCCGUUAUGUCCGAUAGAAAUGAAUCAGUAAAAAGAAUGAUUGGAAGAGGAUCCGAUCCUAUUCACAACAGAUGCUAACAUUAUUCAAAAAUGAAGAAACAAUGUUUUGUUUCUGAAAGUAAUAGCUAG
Eruca vesicaria subsp. sativa (arugula) is the source of this 427-nucleotide messenger RNA. The record is from the annotation of a GenBank genome assembly. NCBI's taxonomy places the organism in Eukaryota, Viridiplantae, Streptophyta, Magnoliopsida, Brassicales, Brassicaceae.